Molecule: messenger RNA, 2475 nt
Organism: Cladocopium goreaui
Lineage: Eukaryota; Dinophyceae; Suessiales; Symbiodiniaceae
Source: the annotation of a GenBank genome assembly
AUGGUUUUCUCUUUGCCGCUGUCCUUCAAACCUUUGGACCAUGUGGAGCUCUUUAGUGGGAAGAUGGCAGUCACGGUUGCGGAGAUGCAGGAGGGAAGGAAAUGCGCGGCCUAUGACAUGGACUACGACGACAAGUACAUGAACAUCUUGGAUCCCCAAGGUUUUGCGGUGGCGGUUUACCAAGUGCUGCGAAUCAAACCGGGGGGAUCCCUCACCCUCGCACCGGUGUGUGGAACGUGGGUGUGGCUGUCGCGAGGCAGCACCAAGCGUUCAGCCCAAUGUCCGCUUGGAGAUCCCUCGGCCUCUGCCGCAGUGGCGGGACAUCGCUACAUUGAGGAGAUUGACAACUACAAGCCACGGCAAGGCACACGUGCCGUUGCAAGCGGCCCUAUGGUGCGGCACUACCGCGACUCGAAGGGUCGACCCCGGGUGCAAGGUGCAUCGGGCUUGAAGGAUUCCCAGAGCUACACUCCAGCGUUUGGCCGUGCAAUGGCAAAGCUGCGCACUAGGAACCAGGCUCGGGUCCGACGAGAAGCAAAGGCUUUCCUGAAAGCUGCGGCGCAGGUGAGCCAUGCCACGUUUUAUUCUGCGGACGGCCGGGAGGCAGUUCCGACGUCAAAAGGUGUUCAGAAGACCCAUAAGGGGAAGGACCCACCCAAGACCAGGGUUUCAGGGAAAAGUAAGCCGGUUGAAAGUCCAGCUUCGUCAACUACCACGGCUACAAGUCGAAAGGGCCAACCGUUUGUCUACACCACCCCAGUUGACAAGAGGACUCCCGCGAUCAAAUCGCCACCUGCAGCUUCUGAGAAGCUGAGCCCUGAGUUGAAUGAUGCGAUGAAAAUGAACAAGAUCAACGAGGUUAAGGCUGCCAAACAGAAAGGAGAGAAGGAUGUCCACACAGGAACAGAGAAGGUUGCGAACAAGGAGAAGAAAGACAAAAAGGAAAAGAAAGAUAGCAAGCACCAGAAGAAAGAGAACAAGAAAGAGAACAAGAAGGAGAAGAAAAGCGAGAAGACAAAGAAAGACAAGGCAGAGGAUGAAGCAAAGGUAGAGAAGGCAGACAACAGAAAGGAUCAGGAGAAGGAGAAAGCGAGAGAUAGCAAGGUUUCCAAGAAGACAGACAAGAAGGUGAGAGAAGAGGAUCAGAGUAAGAAAGAGCCGAAGAGUUCCCAGGCUGCCAAAGGUGGCAAGGAGAGAAAGGAAACAAGGAGCAAAGAGGAGAUCAGCAAAGCAAACCCGACACAGCCUCCUUCGCAGCAAGUGAAGAAGGCAAGGGCAGCACUUGGAGACAAAAAAAAUCCUGCAGCAGAGAAUGAGACACAUGAGCCAGACAAGGCAAGCAAGAUGAAGAAGCUCUCCCGGGAAGAGAAGCGGCAGGUUUUCAGUUCUGACCUCGCAGUCAUGGGCGAGGAACAGAUUGACAAUUUGAUUGCCUCUUUGCGAGUUGAAAGAAAGGAGAAUGAGAAGGUAGGCGAACCUGAGGAAGAUGAGGCAGGAAUUCUAAGUCAGGAGGAUGGAUCGGAAGGAGAAAAUGAUGGUAAGGAGGCUGAAGAUGAUGAGGACAAGGACAAUGAGCAGGAUGGUGAAGAAGGAAAGGAGGAGGAGGAGGAUGAGCAUGAUGACCAGGAAGCCGAGACAACGCAGGAGGAGCAAGGUGAGGAAGAGGAGAAGGAAGUGGAUGGCAGCGUUUGCCUUGGUGAUCUUGGUUCUGAGCAAGACGUGCAUUCCGUCUUCGGGUCCUCCUCAUCCGAAGAUGAAGAUGCGAGCACCCCAGCAGCUCCACCUGGCCAAGCAGUUGCAGAGGUGAUCGAGAAGGCAACCCUCAAGGCAGAGGAGGAGGCUCAGAGAGCCAACAGUACCACCAACCGUGCUGAGUGGGCCGCGUUCAGCAGAGAAAUCAAAAACAGGCAGAAAUUCCCAGUCCAGCUGUCGGACCACCUGGCACGGGACAAGACCGACCUCUUUAACCUGUGGCUGCAGAACGGCCAAUCUCUCAAGAAGGUCGCCGUGGUUUUGGAACGACGGGUGGAAGCUGUGAACACGGUCCGCACUGGGCGUGAAGGGAAGAAAAAGCGUGAACUUGAAGCCAAGUACCCAGCUGCUAAAGUGGAGCAGCUCACAACCCUUUUGAAAUCUCGUGGAAUGUGGUAUUGGGAUCCCGAUUUCCCAGGCGAUGAAGAGGAGAUCUAUUACUAUGCUGGCACUGGCAACCAGAUCAGAAGGGAUGACAUCACAGCAGAGGGGAUGUCCCUACGUGGCACUGCCAAUGCAGAUGCCCCAACCCUUGAAGCUGUCGCCGGAGAAGGUGGGCCUCUGGCCAGCGGAGCUCUUCCUGCCCUCGACAUGGCCUCACCGGAGGGUAUCAAAAACACUUGGCAGGCCACCAAUGCAGGACCAGUUGUGAAAGUGAAGGCGCCAAAGGCACCCAAACCAUCACCGGCUGAAGAACAAGUUGCCAAAACUGUUCCAGAGUAG